CGAUUAAUCUGAGUCCAUUUAAUCAAUUGUAUACCUGAAUAAUUUCCAAUUGUGUUUCAAUGUUAGUAAGACAAAUUAUAAAUUUAUAGUAAAUUGCUGAAAAAAUCUGAAAAUUAGUUGGAAAAAUUGGAUAGAAGUAAAAAACCCAUAUGAAAUUUUACUUGUGUUAUUAUAUAUAUUCGUUCCUGUAAUGCUGGUAUCAAUAUUAUGUGCAAAAAUGAGUGAUUCAGGUGACUUUGAACAUUUAUAGAAUAAGUGGAAACGGGUCGAAGGAAAGUGCGUACAUGUUUUUAAUAGGUUGAGAACUACCUAUUGGAUAAAAGUUGUAUACUGAACGUAAUAACAAAAAGUGUUUAUAGUGUAUGUACAAACAUACCUACGUACGCCAUUUUGAAUAUUAGACCCAUUGCUGAAAUCUUUGUUGAUUUUUCGUUCUGAACAAUUGAAGUUUCAUAGUGUCGUUGGUCUAAACGAAACAGGAAAAGUUAUAUAACAUACCAUAUAAUAUACUAGUGGAUUGCUAUAUAAAUAGAAUAAAGACGCUUUGUUGGCCAAGGUGUAAUGUUUACUAAGCAGUGUGAUCAAAUUAAAUUGUAUAACACAAAGGUAAAACGCGUUAUUGUUAAAAAAAGACUAAUUGUUCAUCCAUCUACGAUGUUUAAGAACAUAAACAUUUGCGAGAAUUUCAUAACGGCUAUGAUAGUAUUCCAAUUGAGAAACACAUUUAGAAUCCGAAUUGCCUGCCAACCGACGAGAAUAAGAGUUCAUGUCUAGAUUGACCAUUGCAAAUUACUUGCGUGAGUCGUCCGAAUAAUUAGGCCUAUAAGUUAUAUGCAUCGUUAAUGUAAAAGAUUUCAAAACGGUAAAUAAAUACGUGAAGCCUUCAGGAUCUAAAGAAAUAUAGCAAUUAAUCGUAACAACUAAAUCAAGGGAUCAUUUAUCAACAGUUGGGAGAGUCAAACAAGCUUACUCUAACAUCAUGAAGUUAUUGGAGAGCUCACGAUUUGAAGCGAUUAAUAACGCACUGUCUAUACAGACAGGCGGGAGUACCAUUUUUGGUCGCAUUGAGAGCUAUUCGUGCAAAAUGGUAGCGGCGGACAAAGCUCUUUAUAAAAGAUUUACCGCUGAGACACACGGUGUUGGUCCCCAUGAUUUACAGGCUCUUUCGCCACCCCAAACUUUAGCUGAUCUUUCACCAAACUUCCAUCGCAAUAACAGCCAAUCUGGUGAUGAAGGUAUUAUCCUAUGCGAUACCAUAUCUCGCAAGACUCUUUUUUACUUAAUUGCAACAUUAAACGCUUCAUUUGAGCCAGACUACGACUUUUCUGAUGCCAAGUCUCAUGAAUUUAGUAAGGAGCCAUCGCUGCAAUGGGUAAUGAAUUCGGUCCAUUCAAACUUAUCAGCUCUAGCUGGAGACCAAUAUCAAGUUUUACGUCAACCUUUAUGGACUGCAGUUGAUGAUGAAAUUAAUUUAUCUGAUUGUGACAUUUAUAGUUACAAUCCUGAUUUAAGUUCUGAUCCUUUUGGAGAGCCUGGCUGCUUAUGGUCGUUCAAUUACUUUUUUUAUAAUAAAAAAUUGAAACGCAUAGUCUUCUUUACAUGCCGUGCUGUAAAUUCAAUUUAUGCAGGCGAGACAUCUGAUUUUUCCAUGGAAGAAGAUGUUUAUUAAAUGCUGUACGUUAUCCUGAAAGUUAGCGGAACUGUAAUACCACAGCUUUGUUUUUAAUCGAUAUGGAAAUAAUAUAAUUUUCAAUCAUUAUAAUUGAUGUGAAGAUAUCCUUAAAAAUGGGGAAGUCCGUUUGAACUCCCGUGAAAAUCGUAAUAAGAUCCUGUAAGGUUAAAAUAUGUAUUUUACUGUAUGUAUAUCUUUUCAAGUAUAUUUAUUGGCAUAAAAGCAGGUGAGAGCUGCGAUGUGAGAAUUUGUGCCUCUAAAUAUACACGAUGCCAAUAGUUUAGUUUAAACCUCGGAAUUUCAAAUACACAAUAAUUAAAUUGAAGAUGAAAUUCUGAAUUUUUGUGAAAUGAAACGAUAUCCUUAGAUUAAGAAUUUAACACGAAUUCAAAUAUCUUGGAUUUCUAAAUACUGAUAUUGAUUAAACCUUUGUAUUUUUGUCCGUUUUGAAGUUUAGCACUCCUUAUAAACUUCAAUAAAAACGGAAUAUUGGAUUGCAAAUACAA
This is a messenger RNA of Ceratitis capitata (Mediterranean fruit fly), 2178 nucleotides long. It is a transcript of the gene Maf1, whose product is annotated as repressor of RNA polymerase III transcription MAF1 homolog. Gene Ontology annotation, biological process: negative regulation of transcription by RNA polymerase III. NCBI's taxonomy places the organism in Eukaryota, Metazoa, Arthropoda, Insecta, Diptera, Tephritidae. Bases 980 to 1669 code for a protein of 229 amino acids. Gene Ontology annotation, cellular component: nucleus. The record is from RefSeq and is a predicted model, not a curated record. Gene Ontology annotation, molecular function: RNA polymerase III core binding. The transcript is spliced from 3 exons.